Molecule: messenger RNA, 1691 nt
Organism: Punica granatum (pomegranate)
Lineage: Eukaryota; Viridiplantae; Streptophyta; Magnoliopsida; Myrtales; Lythraceae
Source: RefSeq, a predicted model, not a curated record
GAAUAGGGUUAUUAACUAGCCCUUUGUCCCCUCUUCUCUUAGCUGCUUUCUUACCUGAGAAACCCUCCAAAAAAAAAAAAGAGAGAGAGAAAGAGAGAGCUUCCAUUCUCUUCUUUCUUCUUCUUCCUCCUCCUCCUCUUCAGAAUAAAAGAGAGCAAGAGCAUCGUAUUCUUUCUCACAUAAAUUUUUUUGCUCUUUUUUGCAUAAUAAUCGCAUUUGUUCUCUCUUGUUUGAAUCUCUCUCUCAGCUAGAAAGAGAGAAUGUUCCAUUCGAAGAAGCCCUCUUCUAUGAAUUCUUCCCAUGACAGACCCCUGUGCGUCCAGGGUGACUCCGGUCUCGUCCUCACCACUGAUCCCAAGCCCCGGCUUCGCUGGACAGUCGAGCUUCAUGAGCGCUUUGUCGAUGCAGUCACCCAGCUCGGAGGACCCGACAAGGCAACUCCGAAGACGAUCAUGAGAGUAAUGGGUGUGAAGGGUCUCACUCUUUACCAUCUCAAGAGCCAUCUCCAGAAAUUCAGGCUUGGGAAGCAGCCCCACAAGGAAUUUAAUGAUCACUCUAUCAAAGAAGCUGCAGCUUUAGAGCUUCAGAGGAAUUCGGCAUCUUCAUCUGCUAUGUUAGGCCGCAGCAUGAAUGAUAACUCACACGCGGUUGAUGCAACCAGGAUGCAAAUGGAGGUCCAGCGAAGGCUCCACGAACAGCUCGAGGUGCAGAGACAUCUUCAGUUGAGGAUAGAGGCGCAAGGAAAGUACAUGCAGUCCAUACUGGAGAAGGCCUGUCAGACUCUCGCUGGUGAAAACCCUAUGGUAGCAUCAGCCGGAGGAGGCUACAAGGGCAUGUUAAAUAACCAAGGGAUUCCGAUCAACAUGGGGGGGUCGAUGAAGGACUUUGGGUCUCCCCUCAGUUUCCCGUCUUUUCAAGACCUCAACAUAUAUGGCCCGCCGGGCCCUGACCAGAUUGAUCACCAGCUCCAGCACGGGAUGGACCGACCCUUGCUGAUUGAUCACUCAUUCAUGCCUGCAAAUAACAGUAACUCGGCCAAUACUGACAGCAUGGGCAGCUGCUUCGGGAAGAAGAGACCAGGGACUCCUAAUAAUAAUUAUGGUGCGACCAGUGGCAAGAACAUGAAUCCUCUGAUGUGGUCCGAUGAUCUGAGGCUCCAGGAACCAUGCCUGGGGCAGCAACAGGACCAUCACGAUCCAUUGUUCAAGGGCGGGGACUCAAUGGAUCGGGGGCCCGAUUUGGACUCCAUAUCAGAUAUUUAUGAGACGAAGCCAGUUCUCUCGGGGGAUGAUAAUCUGGUUGGCGGGGAUCAAAAGAAUAACCUGAAGGCGACGGCACAGAGUGGAACCAGCUUGAAAGGCCACCGCCAUGAAGAUCAGCACCUCUUCCCUCAGACUGGGUAAACAUUAUUAUGAUGUCAUUAAUUAUAACUAAGCUAGAGAAAACUUGAUCAUUACUUAAUCAGAUUAUAUCCUCAUCUUACUUGAGAAAAGGAAAAAAAGGAAAAAAAAAAAAAAGGUUAAUGGACCCUCAUGCAUGUAUUAACUUGGAGAUGGAUCGACUUGAAGUUUCUCUUUCAUUCUUGAUCUUAUAUAUACAUAUAUAUGUAUAUCGAUCAGCUGUCUAAGUAUAUACUAUAUGUAGUUUUCUGGAUUCUUGAUAAAUAUUCAUCGGCAAGCUCUUCUUAAUUA